AUGGAGCCCAUUGCCAUCGUUGGCAGCGCCUGUCGCUUCCCUGGAGAUGCAAACUCACCAUCUAAGCUAUGGGAGCUUUUAAAGUCUCCCCGCGAUCUAUCAAAAGAGGUCAAACGCUAUAAUACCCAAGGCUUCUAUCACACAAACGGUCACCAUCAUGGGGCGAGCAAUGUCACCUCGGCCUACACGCUGGAGAGCGAUCCCAUGCAGUUUGACCCCCAGUUCUUCAACAUCCAGCCCGGCGAGGCCGAGUCCAUGGAUCCGCAGCAUCGAUUACUGCUGGAAACCACCUACGAGGGUCUCGAAACGGCCGGCAUCCCGAUCGAGACUCUGCGCGGCUCCGACACCAGCGCCUUCGUCGGCGUCAUGAGCGCCGACUACACCACCAUGGUCUUCUUCGACAGCGAGUGCACGCCCACCUACUCGGCCACCGGCACCUCGCGCGCCAUCCUCUCCAACCGGCUCUCUCACGCCUUUGACUGGCGCGGCGCCUCCAUGACCGUCGACACGGCCUGCUCCUCCAGCCUCGUCGCCGUCCACCUCGCCGUGCGGGAGCUGCGCGCCGGCGCCUCCCGCGUCGCCGUCGCCGGCGGCACCAACCUCAUCCUCUCCGCCGACCCCUUCAUCUCCGAGACCAACCUGGACAUGCUCUCGCCGCAGGGCCGGUGUCACAUGUGGGACGCCCGCGCCGACGGGUACGCGCGCGGCGAGGGCAUUGCCGUCGUCGUGCUUAAGACGCUGCGGGAUGCGCUGGCGGAUGGCGACCAUAUCGAGUGCGUGAUCCGCGAGACGGGCAUAAAUCAGGACGGCCACACGCCGGGAAUCACGAUGCCGAACCCGGAUGCACAGACGAAGCUGAUCCGGGACGUGUACGCCCGCGCCGGGCUGGACCUCAGCAAGCCGGAGGACCGGUGCCAGUACUUCGAGGCGCACGGCACGGGCACAAAGGCCGGCGAUGCGGUGGAAUCACGGGCCAUCCACGCCGCCUUCUUCCCUGCCGCAGAAGGACAAGACGUAUCACACCAGCCGCUCUAUGUCGGCUCAGUCAAGACGAUAAUUGGACAUACCGAGGGCACGGCGGGCGUGGCGGGCGUGCUGCGCGCGUCGCUGGCCCUCCAGAACGGCACGAUCCCCCCGAAUCUACACUUUCAGACGCUGAACCCGGAGCUCAAGCCGUACUACGGCAACCUGCAGAUAGCCACCGAGGCCACGCCCUGGCCGGAGCUGCACGGCAGCGUGCGCCGAGCCAGCGUCAACAGCUUCGGCUUCGGCGGAGCGAACUGCCACGUCAUCCUAGAGGCCUUCUCACCAAGCGUUCAGGGUGAGACACUGCGCAUAGAAGCACAAGCCUCGAAUACCUUACCAGAGACGAGUACUUUGAGUGCUCCCUACAACGUCCUACCUCUCCUGCUGUCCGCGUCGUCGGAAAAGACCCUGAGGCGGCUACUGCAGCAGCACCUCGACCACAUCCGCCAGCAUCCCGACACCGACCUGGCCAGCCUGGCCUGGACGCUGUUGAAGAAGCGAAGCGCUCUCAAUUUCAGACUGGCCGUCCCCGCCCCUACCACCGAGGCCCUGGCCGCCACGCUCGAGGGCAUGCUCAGCCAGCCCAAGAACGCCAUCCUCCGCGCGACCGCGCAGCCCCGGCGCCUCGUCGGCGUCUUCACCGGUCAGGGCGCUCAGUGGGCCACCAUGGGACGACAGCUCCUCCGGCGGUCCGCGCAGGCCGCGGCCACCGUCGACCGGCUCGACGCCGCGCUCGCCGCGCUGCCCGCCGCGUACCGUCCGACGUGGUCGCUCAAGGCGCAGCUGCUCGCCGAGAAGAAGGCCGCGCGGAUCGAGGAGAGCGCCGUCUCGCAGCCGCUCUGCACCGUCGUCCAGGUCCUCCUCGUCGACCUGCUGCGCGCCGCGGGCGUGGAGCUCGACGCCGUGGUCGGGCACUCGAGUGGUGAGAUCGGGGCGGCCUACGCGGCGGGCUUCAUCGGCGCCGAGGACGCGGUCAAGAUUGCGUACACGCGUGGGUUCUGCGCGCACCUGGCGCGGAGUCGGCAGGGCGGCGAGGGCGGGAUGAUCGCGGCGGGGAUGACGCACGAGGAUGCGCGGGAUCUCUGCGGCAACGACGCGGUGAGAGGCCGCAUCUCCGUGGCGGCGUACAACGCCCCGACGAGCGUCACGCUGUCUGGAGAUAGAGACGUGGUCGACCAGGUCUCGCUCGUGCUGGAUGACGAGAACAAGUUCAACCGCGUUCUGAGAGUUCAGACCGCGUACCACUCGCACCAUAUGGAAGCCUGCGUCGGGCUGUACCGCGAGGCGCUGGCCGCGUGCGACAUCAGCGUCCUCACCCCGACCAGGCACUGCCCGUGGUUCUCGUCCGUCCACGGCGGAGAUGACAUGUCUGGCUCGGAGAGCCUAGAGUGCGAGUAUUGGAUCCAGAACAUGGUCCAGCCGGUCCUCUUCUCCGAGGCUGUCACAGCGGCCGCCUCGUGGACGGGACAGCAGGAUGCGCUCGCCACGCUGGCCGAGAUCGGUCCGCACCCGGCUCUCAAGGGGCCGGUCCUGGAGACGUUGAAGGGCCUGGGAGUAACCAAGGUGGCAUACUGCGGCACUCUGGGCCGCGGCGUGGAUGACGUGGACUCGAUGGCCUCGUUCCUCGGCUGGCUGUGGUCCGUCUCCGCGCAGUCCGGGCUGAAGCUGGACGCAUACGCCGCCCAGUUCUCCCAAGAAAAUAUGAUCCCUCUCCGAAACCUCCCUUCAUACCCCUGGGACCACGACCACUCGUACGAGUUUGAAUCGCGCGAGUCCCGCGCCCAUCGCUUCAGGGAAGCGCCUCCACACCCGCUCCUCGGCGUCCGCACCAACACGUCCGGCGAGAACGAGUACCGCUGGAAGAACUUCCUGUCCACCGAGGAGCUCCCCUGGCUCUCGGGACACCAGAUCCAGGGCCAGACGCUGGUCCCCGCGGCCAUGUUCAUGAUAAUGGCGGCCGAGGCGGCCACCAUCGCUGCCGGGUCGCUGGGCCUCGAGGUGCGCCUCGUCGAGCUGUUCGACUCGGCCAUCCACAGGGCGCUGGCCCUGGACGACGAGAGAUCCACGGAGACGCUCUUCUACCUCUCCGAGGUGAAGGUCGUAUCCUCACCCAACGAGGGAUCCAUCCUCUCCGCGCGCUACCACUGCGACGCCGCCACGGCCACCUCGACAAGUCGCAUGACCAGCAUCGCCAGCGGCACGGUCAAGCUCGUCCUCGGCGGCCGGGCACCUCACAACCUCCCCUCUACGCCCCACGGCUCCGGCCAGCUGGACGACAUCGACGUCGACAGCUUCUACGACAACCUGCGCUCCAUCGGGUACGGCUACACCUCCGCCUUCCGCGGCAUCGCCUCCCUCGCGCGCACCACCGACCACGCCACCGGCGUCAUCUCCGCGCCCACCGGCAUCGACCCGACCACCUCCCCCAGCCGCGUGCCGCUGCACCCCGCCGUGCUCGACGUCUCCUUCCAGGCCGUCUUCGCCGCCCUCAGCUACCCCGGCGACGGCCGUCUGCAGACGCUGCACGUGCCGACCACCAUCAAGCGUCUGGCGAUAAGCCCCGCGGCGCUGGCGAGACAUCCCACGCCGGCGGGCGGGUUCGCGUUCAGCGCGGUGUCGUACGUGAUCGACAGGAGGACGAUCUGCGGCGACAUCGAGGUCGGCACGGCGGGCACCGGGGAGACGGUGUUCCGCGUGGAGGGCAUGACGGUGGCGCCCGUGAGCCCGGUGAGCAAGGAGGACGACAAGCAGAUGUUUGCCGACAUGGUGCUCUGCGUGGCGGGCCCGAACUCGGCGCUGCUGAAAGCGGAGGAAGUGCUUCCGGAGGGCUCGGGAGACUUGUUUUCGGUUAAUGGCGCGACCAACGGCAAUGGUUUGCCAAACGGUCAUUUGGUGGAUCAUGUCGCAAAGGUCUCUUUGAUGAAUGGUCAUGGACCGGUCAAUGGAGAUGUGGUGACCAAUGGUCAUGGAUCGAUCAAUGGCCAUGCCUCUACCAACGGCCAUGCCUCUACCAACGGCCAUGCCUCUACCAAUGGAGAUGUCGUGACUAAUGGAUAUGCCUCUACUAAUGGAGACAAUCUGACCAAGGAAGACUCAUUGACAAAUGGUCGUGGCCUUACCAAUGGCCUUGUCAAUGGAAACACGUUGACUAAUGGUCAUGCCAUUCCUAAUGGCGACAAAUUAACCAACGGCCAUGCCCUUCCUAAUGGUGACAAAUUAACCAACGGCCAUGCCCUUACCGAUGGAGACAAAUUGACCAAUGGUCAUCUGUCCACCAACGGCGAUCCCCUGCCCAACGGUCAUACUUUGACCAGCAGCCAUGCUCUUGCCAAUGGGCAUUCCCUGCUUAACGGCGAUGUCGUAAAGGAACAGCCGUUGACGAAUGGCACCGUCUUGACCAACGGACAUGUCGCAGCCAGCAGCUUCGCAGCUGAAGAAGCGUGCAGCCAUCAACUCCUAGCCGGGUUGCUCAAGCAAAUCACCGAUCGCUAUCCCAAGGCCCGGGUGCUGGAAAGAACCGAUGGCCACGCGACCGAGAUCAUCGACGCUUACACAGCGCUCGGCGGCAAGCUUUCGUCAUACGCGCUGGACGGUGUGACCGAGGAGGCCUUUGCGUCCAUGGCCGACUCGCGCGAUGACGGCUCCAGCCUCAAGAGAGUCUCGUUGCCGCUUGACAGCCCUUCGUUCCUAGAAAGCCACGCGGGCGGCGAAUAUGACGUGGUGAUUCUGCGCUACGGCAACUCAGCAGACACGGAGAGCCUGCGGCGGAUCCGGCACCUCGUUCGACCCGGUGGUUACCUACUCCUGACUCACCAAGUCAAUGCUUCGGACGGCGGGGAGCUGCGGCCGUGGAAUGACAAGUUCCUGGACACUGGCUUCGCAGGCAUCGAGACGCAGAGCUCCUCCAAGACUGGCCUGUUCUCCAUCAUGGCGACCAUGGCGACCGAUGAGAUUGUCGAUGCCCUCCGCCAGCCCCUAUCGUCCGUGGGCGUCAAGAUUCCCCAUCUCCUCAUCAUCGGCGGCGAGACGACCGCCACGACGGAGCGCAUCGACAACAUCCGGGCUCUGCUGUCACCCUUCUGCGACGCCAUCUCGACCGUGCAGAGCCUCGUCCACCUGACCGAGACCACCCUCGCAGAGAAGCCCUUCGUGCUGAGCCUGACGGAGCUCGACCGUGACUUCUGGGCGCAUCUGACCGAGGCCUCCUUCACCAAGCUGCAGGAGCUGACCACGCGCUCGGAGCGGCUCGUUUGGGUCGUCUCCGGCACCCAGGGACGCAACCCCUACGCGAACAUGAUCAAGGGGACCCUGCGGUGCCUGAUCGAGGAGUGCUCCCAUCUCGUCAGCCAGAUCCUGGACGUCGAGGACGAGGUCUCGGGCGCGGUGCAGUUUAUAUCCGAAGCCGUGCUGAGGCUGCACCGGCAUCACUCGGUGAAGAACCCGGGUCAGAUCCUGUGGUCGCACGAGCCGGAGCUUCUGCUGCGCGGCGGGCAGCCGUUCGUGUCGCGCUACAUGCCCAACAAGGAGCUGGACUUGGGGUACAACUCGCUCCAGCGCCAUGUGCAGGCCGACAUCCUUCCGACGGCCGGGGUCUUGCAGCUAUCGGCCGCCGAGUCGUCGCUUUCUCUCGAGAGGCUGCGCGUCACAGCCUCACCUUCAUCACAACUCCCCAAAGGUGAUGUCGUGACCGAGAUCGAUGUUCACUAUUCUCUCUCGGUUUGCGUCAACAUUCCUUCGCUGGGAUACUUGUAUCCAGUGACGGGCAGAGACGUCCAGACUGGCCAGGCUGUCGCUGCGUUGGCCACGGAGAACAGGUCCCGGGUCUCCGUUCCCAAGACGUCGCUGGUGCCGCUCGCCAGCAUGUCCGAAGAUGAAGAGAUGUCGCUUCCGCAAGCCCUUGAGGCCUUCUUCCAGGCCUCAUCCAUCAUGCAGCGGUCUCCCCCGCAGACUAGCGUGGUCGUCCAUGAAGCAUCCGAGGCGUUGUCGCAGCUGCUGCUCGACGCAGGCAAGGAGACUGGAGUUGACUUCAUCUUCACAACCAUGGACGCCUCGCGCAGCAAGAAGCAAGGAUGGAACUUGAUUGCCCGCCACGGCUCAGCUCGCCAGCUCAGCGAACUGGUGCGGCCAGACACGUUCUUGUGCGUGGACUGCACCAAGGCUGGAGACGGAGACAGCCUGGCUGACCUGGGACUUGCAGUUCCAUCUGGUAUUGCAAUGCUGGCCUCUGCUGAUCUUGUCCGCACUCAAAGCUACAAGUAUCGCAACGUGAACGCUGACUCUAUCCACCGAGUUCUGAAGACGGCCGUGUCCAAGAUUACCUCCUUACCGACAGUGAGCAAGGCCGCCUCGUCAGAGAAGGUCAUUUCUAUUCAGCAGCUCCCCCGGGCCUUUGCCUUUGGCGUCCCUUCCAAGACCGUCUCCUGGGUCGACAAGCAUCCUGUCCGCGCCACCGUCCUGCCCGCGCUGGAGGAAUGCCGCUUCAGCCCCGACAAGACGUACUUUCUCGUGGGCAUGGCCGGUAGUCUCGGCCUCUCUACCGUGUCUUAUAUGAUAUCCCGCGGCGCGCGAUACUUUGCGCUGUCCAGCCGCAACCCGAAGGUGGACGGCUCCUGGAUCGCCACGCAAAAGGCCAAGCACGGCGCCACCGUCAACACAUUUGCGCUCGACAUCACGGACAAGGCCGCCCUGGCCAAGACCAUCGCCAUCAUCAAGGAAACCAUGCCCCCCAUCGGCGGCGUGGCCAACGGCGCGCUGGUCAUCGAGGACAGCCUCUUCACCGACCUCACCUUCAAUCAGAUGACCCGCGUCCUCGGCCCCAAGGUCGACGGCAGCAUUUACCUCGACGAGGCCUUCAGCCAGGACACCCUCGACUUCUUCAUCCUCUACUCCUCCCUCGUCAGCGUCGCCGGCAACACGGGCCAGCUCGCCUACGCCGUCGCCAACAGCUUCAUGGUCUCCCUCGCCCACCAGAGGCGCCAGCGCGCCCUCGCCGCCUCCGUCAUCAACCUGACCGGCGUCAGCGGCGUCGGCUUCAUCACCCGCACCGGCCACAACAUCCUUGCCCGCAGCAAGGCCCUCGGCUACGAGAUCGUCUCCGAGGCCGACUACCGCUACCUCUUCGCCGAGGCCGUCCUCGCCAGCCCCGCCACCGCGCCGCACGGCCCGGAAGUCUCCUCCAGCCUGCGCUACGUCGACGUCGCCCGCGACGAGGUCGUCCCCCCGUGGGCGCGCGACGCCAAGUUCGGCCACUACCUGCUCGACCGGCAGGCCCCCGCGGCCGAGUCCGCCGCGGGGGAUGCGGAGAGCACCGGCAGGCUGGACGUGGCGGCGCUGCGGGGGAUGACGCCGGAGGAGGCGUACGAGGCGGUGCUGCGCGGGUUCCAGGGCGUGGUGCACAGGCUGCUGCGGCUGCCGGCGGGCCAGCCGGUGCCGCCGGAGGUGCCGGUGCUGGACCUCGGCGUCGACUCGCUGGUGGCGGUCAAGAUGCGCCAGUGGUUCCUCAAGGAGCUGCAGGUGAGCAUGCCGGUGAUGAAGCUGAUUGGCGGCGCCACCAUCUCGCAGGUCGUGUGGUCGGUGGUGCAUCAGAUAUUGCCGCAGAGCAGUAAAUAG
Molecule: messenger RNA, 7635 nt
Organism: Cordyceps fumosorosea ARSEF 2679
Lineage: Eukaryota; Fungi; Ascomycota; Sordariomycetes; Hypocreales; Cordycipitaceae
Product: Beta-ketoacyl synthase
Exons: 2
Coding region: 1-7635 (2544 amino acids)
Biological process (GO): secondary metabolite biosynthetic process; fatty acid biosynthetic process
Molecular function (GO): fatty acid synthase activity; phosphopantetheine binding
Source: RefSeq, a predicted model, not a curated record